GAUAUUGAAUCAGAAAACAGUCCAACAUAUGAAAAAUCAUCACAAAAGUCACCUUAUGAAAUUACUGGUUUUUCAAUUCCUUCAAAGCGUUCAUUCGAACGUAUAAGGUUGGCCGACGAAGAUCGUCUCAUACUCCAGAAGGCAAUGCAAUACGCAAUGAGUAGCCUUGAGCUGGCUCGUGAAACUAAAAAUACAAUGUCUUGUGUUGAAGAAUCAAUACAGAAUCUUAUACAAAUUAUAACUGGCACCAAUGAUGAUAAUGACGAUGUGACAAUGCCUGGAGUAUUUACAAAGCAAAAGAAAAUUAAAAAAUGGUUUUUGGCUUGCCAACAAUAUCGUGUGAGACGAGCUAAUGAUGUACGAAAAAUAAAGACAACGAUGGUCAAUGUUCUUGGCAAGAUAGCUAUAAGUGAUAUUCCUGGGCAGAAGGCUUCUAAGAAAGAAGUAUUAACAUGGAAAACAAACCUGGCAAUGUUAGAAGCAAAAUCUAAACUAUGGGUGCCAGUUGAUCUAUCAGAAGAUGCUGACCCUCGUAACAUAUAUAUACGUCGUAUUAUAACUAAAGUAUUUAGAGGUCACCGUUCAAAGCUCAAUCAAGAAUUUGCUAUUGCAGUAAUUGAUAUGAUGUUUGAUCCUACAAUCACAACUACCUCUCUUACUGAAGAGUGCAAAGAUCAUUCCGAUGAUGCUUCUGUUAUUUCACAUCCUAGUACUCCCUCUCCUGACUAUUAUAACGAUGAUGAUACUGAAUGUUAG
Racocetra fulgida is the source of this 756-nucleotide messenger RNA. The record is from the annotation of a GenBank genome assembly. Lineage: Eukaryota; Fungi; Glomeromycota; Glomeromycetes; Diversisporales; Gigasporaceae.